Molecule: messenger RNA, 1854 nt
Organism: Aspergillus terreus NIH2624
Lineage: Eukaryota; Fungi; Ascomycota; Eurotiomycetes; Eurotiales; Aspergillaceae
Product: putative GTP binding protein (GTPBP1)
Exons: 3
Coding region: 1-1854 (617 amino acids)
Biological process (GO): translational elongation
Molecular function (GO): translation elongation factor activity; GTPase activity; GTP binding
Source: RefSeq, a predicted model, not a curated record
AUGCCAACGGCACCGAAACUCUCGUUGCAGGAGCGGCGACGAGGCGAAAUGGCGCUGAGCGAAUUCGCCGAAUACGCAGACAAACAGCAGGCCACCCGUCCCGCCCCCAGCGACAGCGGUUACGAGACGGCGAGCGUGUCCCGUGCCGGCCACGAGGACCAUGCCGAACUCGACAUCCUGGACCAGCUGGAGUUAUCCGACGCCCCCAAGACCGUCAAAAUCAAAGACCUCCUCCUUGACACCGGUGACAAUGCCGAGGAGGCGAUCCAGCAACUCGCGAAGCUACUCCAAGACCGCAUUGAUGAGGGCCACGGUGAGACCAUCUUCGACUUGGGACUGGAAGAUGGUGGCGAGUCCAUGGGGUUUGACCUCCCCCAGUGGAACGCGGCGUUACAGCGCCUGCGCGACGCCGCCGGCUCCCUUCCUGCGCACUGCCGCAUCCUCAUGACCUACAAUGUCGGCGGCCCUGAGGAGUCCCGCGUGAAGAAUGACCGCGUCAAGGGCGCUUGGGGCAAGAUCUUGAUCCGGCAGCCGGCGGACCGCGUCGAGGAGAUGGCCGAAAUCCGUAUUGCGGUGGUGGGCAACGUGGACGCCGGAAAGAGCACCAUGUUGGGGGUCCUUGUCAAGGGCAAUCUGGAUGACGGUCGGGGUAAGGCCCGCGUCAACCUGUUCCGCCACAAGCACGAGAUCGAGAGCGGCCGGACCAGUUCGGUCGGACUGGAGAUCAUGGGUUUUGAUAGCCACGGAGAGAUCAUCUCUAGCUCGCAGGGCCGUAAGCUGUCGUGGGAAGAGAUCGGCCGGCGGUCGGCCAAGGUCAUCUCCUUCUCCGACCUGGCGGGUCAUGAGCGGUACUUGCGGACGACGGUGUUUGGCAUGCUGAGCAGCAGCCCGAACUACUGUCUUCUCAUGGUCGCGGCGAACAACGGCUUGAUCGGAAUGAGCAAGGAGCACCUGGGCAUCGCGUUGGCACUGAAUGUUCCAGUCAUGGUCAUUGUGACCAAGAUCGAUAUCUGUCCGCCCCAGAUUCUCCAGGAGACUAUCUCGCAGCUCACGAAGAUCCUCAAGUCCCCUGGGGCGCGCAAGAUCCCCAUUUUCGUGAAAGACAUGGAGGAGACAAUCAACACCGCCACCCAGUUCGUCAGCCAGCGGAUCUGUCCCAUUUUCCAGGUUUCGAACGUGACCGGCGAGAAUCUGGAUUUGGUGCGAACCUUCUUGAACGUCCUUCCGCACCGGGGCCAAUACAACGUGGAAGCUCCCUUCGAGCUGCUGAUCAACGACACCUUCUCCGUGCCACAUGUGGGGACCGUCGUCUCCGGCGUGGCCAAGUCGGGGGUCAUCCACGCCGGCGACCCCGUGCUGGUCGGCCCGGAUUCGCUGGGUCAGUUCACCACCACUACUAUCAAGUCCAUCGAACGUAAGCGCAUCGGGGUCAAUGCUUGCUUUGCCGGACAGUCGGCAUCGUUCGCCCUGAAGCGCGUCCGCCGGAAGGAAGUCCGGAAAGGGAUGGUUGUUCUCAAGAAAUUGGACCAGCCACCGAAGGUGUUCCGCGAGUUUGUCGCCGAGGUUCUCAUCCUCUCCCAUGCCACCACCAUCAAGCCUCGCUAUCAGGCGAUGCUACAUGUCGGGGCCGUGAGCCAGACCUGCCAGGUCAUCGACAUCGAUCGACCCUUCAUUCGGACUGGUGAUCGUGCGCUGGUUGCGUUCCGAUUCAUCCAACGCCCCGAAUUCCUGGCUCCGGGAGACCGGGUGCUGUUCCGCGAGGGCAAGACGAAAGGCUUGGGGAUUGUCAAGAGUGUGGGAUACGACCCCAACCAUCCGUUGGACCCCAAGAAGGAGGAAGAGACUAGUCGUUGA